AUGGUAGGGAUUUGUCGAAUGGGUGGAAUAGGCAAAACAAUAAUUGUUAGAGCAGUAUGCAAUUUAAUUACUGAUUCAUUUGAAGCCUUUUGCUUUGUUGCUAAUGUCAGCAAAAAUUCACAAAAGCACGGCCUAGCAUACCUCCAAAAAAUGCUUCUUUCUAAACUGGUUGGGGAAGAUCUCAACUUCGUUGACAUCAAUCAAGGAAUUCCAAUAAUGAAACAGAGGCUUCACAGAAAGAAAAUUCUUCUCGUUCUUGAUGAUGUUCACGAGACAAGGCAAUUGCAAGCCAUUGCUGGGGCACUUGAUUGGUUUGGUUCUGGAAGUAGAAUCAUUGCAACAACAAGGGAUAAACAUUUACUAGCAAGACAUGGUGUUGAAAGAAUCUAUGAAGUAGAGAGUUUAAAUGAAAAUGAAGCUCUUAAACUACUUAAAUGGAGUGCCUUUGGAGAAAAUAAAGUUGAUCCAAGUUUUAUGGACAUGUUAAACAAUGUAGUACUCUAUGCUGGUGGACUUCCAUUGGCUUUGGAAGUUAUAGGUUCCAACUUGUUCAAUAGGGGAAUCAAUGAUUGGAAUUCUGCAUUAGAUAAUUAUCGAAGAAUUCCCAACAGAGAGAUCCAACAGGCACUCAAAAUGAGUUAUGAUGCCUUGGACGAAUUUGAGAAGGAAAUUUUUCUUGAUAUUGCUUGUUGCUUUAAAGGUGACAGCUUGGAAUAUGUCACAAGUGCUCUGUAUGCUCGUGGCAUAUGCCCAGAUUAUGGUAUUAAGGUGUUGAUUGAUAAAUGCCUCAUAAAGAUUGACAAUGGCCGUGUUACAAUGCAUGGUUUGAUUCAAGAUAUAGGCAAAGAAAUUGUUCGGCAAAAAUCACCAAAUGAACUAGGCAAAUGCACUAGAUUGUGGUUUCAUGAAGAUAUUCUUCAAGUUUUAGAGGGAAACAAGGUAUGUUAA
Neltuma alba is the source of this 948-nucleotide messenger RNA. Its product is annotated as TMV resistance protein N-like. The record is from RefSeq and is a predicted model, not a curated record. Gene Ontology annotation, molecular function: ADP binding. Gene Ontology annotation, biological process: defense response. The coding region runs from base 1 to 948 and encodes 315 amino acids. The transcript has a single exon. NCBI's taxonomy places the organism in Eukaryota, Viridiplantae, Streptophyta, Magnoliopsida, Fabales, Fabaceae.